ACACAAAAGCUUAAUUGGGAAAGAAAAAACCAGUAACCCAACCAAGACGCAGAUAGACUAGUUUUCCACUGCUCUGCUCGGAGAGGAGAAAAUCGGAGAGAAAGGGGUUGUGUGCGUGUGUGAUGACGAUGGACCGGGAGAAGGAGAGGGAAAUUGAACUGGAGAGUGCAAUGUACACUAACUGUUUGUUGUUAGGGUUGGAUCCGGCGAUCAUCGGUAUCGGAGCCAACAACGGCACUCCUCGGAUCGGCCUAUUCCGUCACUCCAAUCCUAAAUUAGGGGAACAGCUGCUCCACUUCAUCUUAUCCUCUCUCAGAGGUCCAAUUCAAUCCGCUAAAGACUUUGAUAAAGUUUGGCCAAUUUUUGAUUCGGCGCAGUCUCGCGAUUUCCGGAAGGUUGUACAAGGAAUUAUAAGUGAGCUGGAAUCUCAAGGGGCGCUUCCGAGGAGUAAUUCCAGGGUUUCAUCUCUGGCUACUUGUUGCGGACCAAGAUUUGUUGAACUUCUAUGGCAACUUUCUUUGCAUGCUUUGAGAGAGGUUCAUAGGCGAACAUUUGCAGCUGAUGUAGCAUCUAACCCACUGCCUGCUUCAUUGACAGACGUAGCCUUUUCACAUGCGGCUACUCUACUACCUGUAACCAAGGCUAGAAUAGCUCUUGAGAGGAGAAGAUUUCUGAAAAAUGCUGAGACAGCGGUGCGCAGACAGGCAAUUUGGUCUAAUUUGGCUCAUGAAAUGACAGCAGAGUUUCGUGGUCUUUGUGCUGAAGAGGCUUAUCUGCAGCAAGAGCUGGAAAAACUUCAUGACUUGAGAAAUAAGGUGAAGUUGGAAGGUGAACUUUGGGAUGAACUUGUAUCUAGCUCAAGUCAAAAUUCUCAUAUGGUGCAAAGGGCAACUCGCUUGUGGGACUCUCUGCUAUCUCGCAAGAGUCAACAUGAGGUUCUUGCUUCAGGCCCUAUUGAGGAUCUUAUAGCUCAUCGUGAGCAUAGGUAUCGCAUCUCUGGUUCAUCUUUGCUUGCUGCCAUGGAUCAGAGUUCUUUAGUUGCAGCUUCUGAAAAAGAACAAAGUGAAGAAGCAUCACAACCAGAUGUAAAUAGAGAAACGCAUAUAAAUGGAUUAGAUUCUUCUCAUAUGCAAGGAAAUGAAGAAAAAUCUUCUCGAGCAGAGGAGAGAAGUACAAGAGGUCAACCCACUGUUGAUAUAGCAGAAGUGUUGAGGCGAUGGACACAUGCCUUACAGCGUAUCCAUAAACAAUCACUGCAGUUGGCAAAAGCCAAUGAUGGAGAUGGCCCAGAGCUUCUGAGCAGUGGACAGGAUGGCACCGGUGGUCAUGCUGAAUCCUUGGCUGCAACACUUGCAGAACACCGCCAGCAUUUAGCUAGCAUCCAGGUGCUCAUCAAUCAACUUAAGGAAGUUACUCCAGCUAUACAGAAUUCAGUAUCAGAACUUACAGAGGAAGUAAACAGCUUGUCAUCCAGUCUACUUCCCAUGGCGAAACAUCAUGGUAGAUCAAACUCGCCUAUCCAAGCCCAGAGCAGUGGAAGGACAUUGGAAAAUAGCGCUGAUGAGGUUGCUGAGAUGACGUCCAGAUUGUCAACCAUUCAGCUCGAAAAAGUAUCAGCUAGCCCCCCUACUCUUAAACUCCCACCUUUAUUUAGUUUGACACCUAAUUCUGCUGGGAAAGGCGGGAACAUGCAAAAGCGACAGAUGCAAGCUCAGGCCAACCAAACACAUGAUAUGCCACAGAAAAGGUCUGUAGACCAGCCACUGAAUACCAAUCAUACAGAUAGCGCAUCUCAAGACAAUGACAACUUUUUUGUUCAAAAUCUAAAGAGAUCUGUUAGAGAAGCUGCUCUUGCAUCACAAAACUACAACUUUGAAUCAUCCCAGGACAGUCGCUCUGAUGAUAGCUCAGAGCACUACUUUGUACCACUUUCUGGGGUUGGGUUUUCACGCCUAGGCCAAGCGAAAAAGGCAAAUUCCAUGAGAACUAAACGUGAGUUCACACCUCAAGCAGACUCUUCAUUGCUUGAAACACGUGUUUUAGACGGUAAUAUCAGAAACAAGUUUGAAGGACCAGAUAUAUUGAACGAUGUGGAAUCACUUGAUGAUUAUGAAGGCGUAAACGGAUUUCUUUCAGCUGCUGGAUCAAAUUCUUCGGUGUCUGAUGCACACAGAUCAUUUUAUGACAUCGAGGAAGUUCAAGAUCAAGUUUUCUCACCUCCUUUGCUGAUGGACACAUCACUGUUGGCAGAUUCCUAUGAAGAUCUACUUGCUCCUUUGUCAGAGACUGAAGCUGCCUUGAUGGAACAUUGAAAUUGGGUCUGGCAAUUAAAAAAGAACUCCGAGUUUUAUACCUUGCUGAUGUGCAUCCAGGAGUUCUCCAUCUUUCACCUUUUUGUCCUUUCUGUUUCUUGAUUAAAAAAUCAUGUCCUCACGAAUUUGUAUUUGACCUGGUGCUUGUAUAAUUUUAUGCUGCUUUCAUUGCUCCCUUCUAUUUGUCAUCUUAUGGUGUCUUGAUGUGGGAGAGGAGGGGGCUUGAAGAUCUGCAUCACAUGGUUGGCUUCAAAGAUGCAUGGGCUUAGAGUUCAAAAUAUGGCAAGGGUAGCACCAACAUGUUCCUCCAGGGCUAAGAUGACUUUAGAAUCCGAUUACCGUGAUCUUUGCAGAAUUCACCGCCCGGCAUAUGUUGCUUGAAGCGGGUAAAACUCUCAGUUAUUUGGUUGUCUAGCAGGUGUACUGACACUGGGAAGUUGGGUGUUGAAGCUACGUUACUUGUGAUCUGUCGCUGGUGGACAGGUACAUAAAUGCCGAAUUAACGCAUCGAGUGGUAAAAGUUUGUUUCGUUUGCAGCUAGUUUGAAAAAUCAGCAAUUACAUAAUGCCACAGGAACGUUUGUGUUCCAAGUUUUACAACCGAAGCGAGUGCCUUCUGUAGACUAAUAACCGAAGGCUAAAAUGUACUACUAAACUAUGACAUGUUGAUUAGAUGCACUUUAGCAGUCCUCUGCAUACUUUUCCUAGAUAAGAUGCAAAUCAAGGAAGUCGAUUGGUGAUUUGGUGCCUUUUUUUUCUUUUCUUUUUCUUUUCCCCUUUUCACAUGAAGAAGUUGUGUAAAAUGGUAGUCAGGGCAUAUGUUGUCCUGUAUUUUGCUGUUUUUACAUUACAAUUGUAGACUUUUUUGGGGUUUGCCUCUAGUUUUGCAUCUGUUUAUCUGGAAAUAGCGAGUUUGACAUUAAAUUGAUGGGAAGAGAAGAGUUGGUUUGCGAGA
Messenger RNA from Coffea eugenioides, 3266 nucleotides. RefSeq names its product AUGMIN subunit 6. Bases 123 to 2312 code for a protein of 729 amino acids. Gene Ontology annotation, molecular function: microtubule binding. Gene Ontology annotation, cellular component: mitotic spindle microtubule; HAUS complex. The record is from RefSeq and is a predicted model, not a curated record. Gene Ontology annotation, biological process: spindle assembly. The transcript has 13 exons. NCBI's taxonomy places the organism in Eukaryota, Viridiplantae, Streptophyta, Magnoliopsida, Gentianales, Rubiaceae.